UAUGGCGACCCCCAUGUGUAGCGUUGUAAAGCCGGCAAUGCUACUCAAGGUUGUAGCAGAAAGAAGAUCGUCUUCGUGAUAUUCUUGCAAUUAAAUGAUGUUACGCCAGAUGUGCAAAAGACUGUUUCCAAGGCACUGUGUACAUUCUGGAAUGUGUGGAGUGUCCGUUGACGGUAGAUUUGAAGCAGGGGUGGUACAUACAUCAGCAGCAGAAACCAUUGCCAUGAAGCAAACAGUCCACUGCCUGCCUCUACAAAACUCCAGGGGAUUUCAUUCAUCUUGUAUACAUAAUUCAAAGAGGUCAAAAGGAAUCCAGAACAGAACAGCUAUUACGUAUAGUUCCAAAAAGCUCUACGUGCCAGAGGACAAGUAUGUGAAGGUUCCGAAGGGUGUGUCAGUCAAACAAUUUGCAUCACUGCUAAACAUUGAUGAAGACGUGAUAAAGCAGUACUAUAAGAAAGCUGUCGGUGGUACUGAUUAUGAAAAGUUUGAAUCAAGGUUUCAAUCUGUUCCAUCAACUGUCCUAAUGAAAUCGAUUGGUAAAUCUGUUGGAGUGACGGUGAAUGUGGUGGAGGCACAGCCUGAUGGUCAGAUCUUACGUACAGAAGAGAAGAAGAGGCAAGACAAGGAUAUAUACCCCUGUCCGCCCCCAGAUCCAAGUGUACUAGUAAGACGAUCGCCUGUUGUCACCAUCAUGGGUCAUGUAGAUCAUGGUAAAACAUCGCUGCUCGACUCGCUCCGGAAAACAAAUGUUGUGGAAAAGGAGUUUGGUGGCAUAACUCAGCACAUAGGAGCAUUUUCUGUAAAACUGCCAUCAGGAGAAGCCAUCACCUUUCUGGAUACCCCAGGGCAUGCAGCGUUCGCAGCCAUGCGUGAACGAGGAGCAAACGUGACAGACAUUGUGGUUCUGGUGGUGGCAGCAGACGAUGGUGUGAUGGAACAAACACAGCAGUCCAUCAAAUACGCUAACAACGCAGGAGUACCAAUCAUUGUUGCUAUUAACAAGAUAGACAAACCUACAGCUGAUGUUGAAGGUACCAAAAAAAUGCUGCUUCAAUAUGGAAUAGCCGUUGAAGAUUUUGGAGGUGAUGUACAAGCCAUUCCAGUGUCUGCUAUUCAGGGAACAAAUCUUGAAAAACUUCGGGAGGCAAUAGUCACACAAGCUGAAAUCAUGGAGCUUAAGGCUGACCCUGUCGGAAAGGUCCACGGUCACGUCAUAGAAUCCAGUACUGAUGUUGGUAGAGGGAGGUUGGUGACUGCUGUAAUAGAGAGGGGGACGUUAAGGAAAGGAGACCUUCUCAUUGCUGGCACAGCCUGGGCCAAGGUUCGACAGAUGUUUGAUGAAAAUAGAAAACCUUUAAAAGAGGCACCACCAGCCACACCUGUGGAGAUCACAGGCUGGAAGGAACUACCAUCUGCAGGAAGUGAGAUACUUCAGGCUGCCUCGGAGGCAGCAAUCAAAGAGGCAAUUAUCUGGAGGGAACAUCAGCUAUUCAGAGAAAAGGAAAACCAAAUAUUUGAUGAAAUUCAAGAAAAACAAAAUAAAAUAAGAGACGUUUAUGUUCUGAAGAGGGAUACAAACCGUUUGGCUGGUUAUUUCAAACGGUCACAGCCUAAAAAAAAAGAGUCUGAGGCAGCAGAUACUAGUCCACAGUUGGCUAUAGUCGUUAAAGGUGAUGUUGAUGGAUCUGUGGAAGCCAUAUUGGAUUGUCUAAGUACAUACCACUCUCAACAGUGUCGACUGGAUAUUCUUCGGCAUGAUGUUGGGGAAGUGAACACCACUGAUGUGGAAACAGCACAAGUAUUUAAUGGUGAUAUAUAUGCAUUCAAUGUGAAGGUGCCUAGUGAUAUCAGCAAACUUGCCAAAGCCAAAGGAAUUACAAUCAGGGAACACAACGUCAUAUACAAGAUGAUUGAUGACAUAAAAGACACGAUGGUCUCUAGGAUUCCUCAGGAGGAAGUGGAAGAUGUUAUAGGUGAAGCCAAUGUGAUACGACCCUACUCUUUUAAUGAUGGCAAGAGGCAGCUUCCAGUAGCAGGAUGUAUGUGUGUGAAAGGAAGUUUACUAAUGUCCUCUAUGUUUAAAGUCCAGCGGGAUGGCGAGACACUUUUUAGAGGAAGUGCAGUAUCACUGAAACAUUUCAAAAAGGAAGUAAAUGAAAUAAAGAAGGACAUGGAGUGUGGAUUAAGAGUUACUGAUGAUGAAUUGGUGUUUCAACCCGGAGAUUCCAUUGUGUGUUAUCAGUCACAAACACAAAGUGCAAAACUAGAUUGGGAUCCAGGAUUUUGAUGAUACUUUAUUAAUAUACAUUUUUUUUUAAUUUUGAGUCAUAUUAUUUAUGGAGUGUGACACAGUGAAUGAAAUUAAAGAGAUUGUGGGAACAAGCCGCCAUGUAUUUUCUUUAAUACCUUAACUGGCCCAUGGGGCAGUAUCUGUCAUCAGCUUUUUCUUUCAAGGUCACUACUGAGGAAUUGUGACCCAAUUUGCGUGAGCUGAUUUUUACCCAAUUUGUCGUUUUAAAGUUCUAAAUUGUGUUUAAGAAGUAUACCCACUUUUUUUGGCAACAAAGAAAAUCAAAAGUAAGAAUUUCAUGCAAACAUUUUUUAUUAUGUUACAAUUACUGACUUCACAUGAAAACAAAUUGCUACUGUACGAAAUGAAUUUAGAUUGAUAAAAUAUUUAUUAGUCCCCCACCGGGAACCAGAGCUUCAUACUUGGGGUAUGGAUUCACCUUGGUGAGGCAGUGUGUUGUGUAUCAAAAGUAGGUCACUCUGACCUACAUUUUGACCUUUGACCUAAAUCAAAGAAAACGUUUGUCCGGGCUCUAUCUCCUACACUACUAGUCACUGGAACUUCAUACUUGGAGUAUGGGUUCAUCUUAGUGAGGCAGCAUCGUAUAUCAAAGUAGGUCACUCUGUUUUUGACCUUUGACCUGCAUCAAAGAAAAAGUUUGUCCAUGCUCUAUCUCCUAUACUACUAGUUAUUGGACCUUCUUGCUUGGGGCAUGGGUUCACUUGCAUUGAAGAAGAACCAUACAUAGUGUCACCAGAUGCAAUUUAACAGUAAAACGGUACCACUAGCCAGUAAACAUCCACCAGAUUAACAGUAAAACGGUACCACUAACCAGUAAACAUCCACCAGAUUUAACAGUAAAACGGUACCACUAACCAGUAAACAUCCACCAGAUUUAUUUGCAGUAGUAGCACUGACACUAUUCCUUAUUGAAUAUGGUGGGUCUGUCAAACAUUCAUAUAUAGAAUUAGUUCCUGCACAAAUUUAUCAUCUGAGCAUUUCACAUUCGGUGGGGAACUAUAAUUCGCACAAUUGUCUUGUUUUGGGGGGUUUUAUGAUCAACAUUGCUUACAUAAUUUUAACAUGAAAUUGACCUAUGUUCUUUUAUGUGUGUAUUAUUUUUACUUUAUUUAUGUCUAUAACGUUUAUGUUUAUAAUUGAUGUACAUUUAAUGUUUAAUAAUACACCAUGACAAACUUCCACUAAUCACAGACAUCUAGAUGUAACAUUAAAUGAAAACUGUAAAUCGUCUGUACAUGUUGACAAUAUUGUUAAAUCAGCAUCAAAACAUAUAUUGUAUUACGUAAGUUAAAAUAUAUUUUAAAUAAGAAAACAUUGUCAAAAUUGUAUACAGUUUUUAUAAGACCUCUUUUGAAAUACGCUUGCAAGCUAUGGGAUAAAUGUAAUGGUAUAGAUUCCGAAAAACUAGAAAAAUUGUAAUUAGAAGCGGCUAGAACUGUGACUUGUCUUCCUGUAUUGGCAAGUAGGUAAAGCUUGUAUUUUGAAACUGGAUGGGAAACAUUAAACAAUCGUCGGAAAACUCGUAAGUUAGCAUUAUUAUAUAAAACGCAAAAUAAUCUAACCCCUUCUUACUUACAGGAUAUAAUGCCAAACAGAGUGCUUAAUGUUAGCAAUUACAAUUUACAAAUUCUAAAUAAUCAUGUGAUUCCAAGGUGUUGAUUAACCUUAUUUGAGAAAUCGUUCAUUCCUAGCACAUUAAGACUUUGGAAUAAUCUUGAUAUUCAAAUCAGAACAUGUAAUACGCUUUCUACAUUCAACAAUUAAAUAUCUUUUAAAGGAGAACGUGCUCCUGAUUUUUAUUCCACUGCUGAACGAAAAUGUAAUGUUUUGCAAACAAGACUCGGGUAUAACUACAGUUCCUUGAGCUCUGACCUCAAACGUAUAAAUGUAAUUCAGUCGCCUGAAUGCAUAUGUUCUUAUCCUAUAGAAAAUGUUGAGCACUAUUUUUUAGAAUGCCCAUGGUAUGUAGAAACCAGAAAUACCCUCAAGAGAAAAAAAAUAGGGAAUUUGAAUUUAGAGUUCUUAACUGCUGAUUUACUUUUGUAUGGUUCAGACAUGUUUACUGCUAAUGAAAAUUGUUUUCUAUUCAUAUCAGUUCAAGAGUACAUUAAAAAUUCAAAACGGAUUAUAGUUAAAAAUAAGUUAAAACAAAAGUAAAUAUAUUUAUAUAUCACCUGUACGUGGUUAGCAUUGUGGUACUUUGAUGACGCAGUGGAUCGCAUCCGGGAUAGCAGGGAGCCUAGCAAGCUUGGAUCUCUUAAGGAAGCCAAGGAUGUGUGAUAUUUAUACAUGUUGAAAGCGGAUAUUAUGGUGCCGUGCGUUUUAAAGAAAGCUUCAAGGAUGUAACCGUUGUGUGAUACGGUCUGCUGCGUCAUCAAGCUGCUACGGUGUUGACACAUGCAGGUUGAUUUCAAAGCUAAUUUUAAAUUAUUAAAUUUUAUAUUGUUUUAGUGACUAUAUGAUAUGCAUCAUUGACAGAAGUUUCAAUAUUAAAAUAUAAACUAUAGAUUAUUUAUAGUAAUGUUACAAUGUAUGUAUAUCAGAGACGUAUAUGACAGAGAUUGUUGUAUUAUACGUCUCUGAUUAUAUACAGGUUACUGAGACAUAUGUAACGGUACAUUCAAUAAUCUAUAAGAUUUUUCAUAUUGUACAUUUUCUCUUAUUCAUGUUUCCUUUUGAAUCAUCUAAAUACGGUCAUCAGUAUUUCUAUUUUGCAGCCAUAUGUAUAUUUCAUCAUUAUUGUUUUAAGGGAGGAGGCGAACUUUAAGUUUUAAAACUUGUGUCUAAUCCCUUUUGUAUUUUUGCAAAUAAAAUAUGUUUAAAUCAAUGUUUAUAAUAUGGGACAUAUAUGCCCAACUAAAGUGAGCAAGAAUUAUACAAAACUAUUCCUUGGAAGAUGACAUUAUGUUCAUGCUGAUGAGGGAAGAUAUUCUUGUCUUCACCAAGGUGCUGAUGGGGGCAGAUCUAGACAGGGCCACAAUUUUCUGGCAAUUCAGGAGGGAAUACACAGAAAAAUCAGUAAAGUUUACAUAACACAAUUAAUGACUUUAAACAUGCUCUACAUAUUCCACAAAAUUUAUAUGAAAAUGUUAAAUUCAUCAAAUGCAUGUAAAGUUGAUAUAAAUUGGGUAAUUUAACAUUAAUAAAUUUAAGCAUAUAAA
Molecule: messenger RNA, 5475 nt
Organism: Mizuhopecten yessoensis (Yesso scallop)
Lineage: Eukaryota; Metazoa; Mollusca; Bivalvia; Pectinida; Pectinidae
Product: translation initiation factor IF-2, mitochondrial-like
Exons: 17
Coding region: 95-2290 (731 amino acids)
Biological process (GO): translational initiation
Molecular function (GO): GTPase activity; GTP binding; translation initiation factor activity
Source: RefSeq, a predicted model, not a curated record